This is a messenger RNA of Coniophora puteana RWD-64-598 SS2, 2450 nucleotides long. RefSeq lists its product as uncharacterized. Bases 259 to 1062 code for a protein of 267 amino acids. The record is from RefSeq and is a predicted model, not a curated record. The transcript has 3 exons. NCBI's taxonomy places the organism in Eukaryota, Fungi, Basidiomycota, Agaricomycetes, Boletales, Coniophoraceae.
AUCGUUCCAGCUGAACCUUGACCGCGGCGCAGCUCGCGCAGCUCGACGUUGGCUGUCACUUUUGUCAGCAUCCCUCGACAGCAGGCCAACGUUUUGAUCUGCAUGUUGACGUGCUGACGCAUCUCCCGGUCGGCCAAGGGCUAUCGCGCCGCGCCGCUCUGUCGACGCAUACCGAGUCUAAGGAUAAUAAGGGGAGGUCUCGAGCGGGGCAUAGACGAAGAUACCUCCCGCUUUACUUACCAGUACCAGCAAGACUUCAUGUCACCUUCUCUGAGCGUUAUCCUCUGGGGAGUCCCGAAGCCUACGGACGGUCCCAGCCCCUCUGGUUUCUGCCAAAAGCUCGAAGCCUACCUCCGCUGGGCCUCCGUCUCCUACACCCACGGCUCCGAACCCAAUCCCGGCAAGGCACCCAAAGGCAAAGUUCCCUUUGCUGAUGUCACCCUCGACGGCAAAACCGAGCGCCUCUCCGACUCGACCUUCAUUAUCCGACACCUCAUCGCUAAGGGCUCCGCCGCCGACCCCGACGUGGACGCAGGCCUCACAGCCGUGCGGCGUGCCGAUUCGCGGGCAUGGCAAGCCUGGCUCGAGGAGCUCAUCUAUCCUGCGGUCGUCACUGAGCGGUGGGUCGUUGAUGCCAACUGGGCUACUACCAAGCAAGAGGUCUUUGGCUCGAUGUCGUGGCCCCUGCGCGUCUUCUUGCCCUGGAUGCUCCGGCGGCGCAUUACGGGGCUCAUGUGGGCGCAAGGCGUGGGACGGCACUCGCAGGCGGAGCGUGAGGUGAUUGUCGCCGAGUUCGUCGACGCGCUCGAGGCAAAGCUCAGCGCGAGCAGCGGGCCGUACUUCCAUGGCGAGAAGAUGUCAAUGUUCGAUAUCACCGCUGCGAGCUUCAUCGCAAAUAGUCUCGGGACGAAGGGCAACCCAUAUUUCGCAGGGCUGGUUCUCAAGAGUCCUACACUCGUGUCGUUCGCAAGGAGGGUCAACGGAGAGCUGUUCCCGGAGUACAAAAAUGUUCUAAACCUUCUCGAUGACGCACAGGGCGAGUUGCAGAAGAAGGCUGUAUAGAGCCUCGGGUUCAAGUGGAAGCAGGACGAGUGGUGGAGUAAUAUUGUAAACAUGUCAGUCUUCCUGAUGUAUCCUGCUAUUAACACCCCCUUUCAUAUCUCCGUUCUUUCCUCAUGCACGUUGAUCGAUGACACACUCAGACCAUCUGUCACCAAUUUCGGUCUGAAUAAAGGACCUCCCGUAUUUGCCCGUAUCAUGGACGAUGCCGUAUUGACGCGCGUCCACUUGGCCAUCAUCACCGUGCUAUACGCGUCGGAACAACUUGGGAAAAUUGCAGCGCCGCAGCUUGCGUGGCAAAUCACGACCUCCUUGAGUUUGUCGUAUCACCUUGUCUCUUGCUGCGUGGCCUCUUGAGAAAUGAGCGUUUAGUGAGAAGACUAACUAAUUCCCUGGCCGAUCACAUAGCGCUGAGUUCUUCCGAAGGCGCGUAUUACAGUGGCUAUAAAGGAAUUGUGAUGAGGAAAAUGGCUUGACAACGUCAUUAAUCACCCCACUGUGUCUCAGGUCAAGGUACGGCCAUAACCCAGCAUGACAUCGCCUCAUGUGACCGUUCGUCUUUGGCCCGGGCCUAUUCGGUUUCUGCCAAAAGCUGGAAGCUUUCCUACGGUUCUCCUCGGUGUCCUACGAGCACGGCACCCUUUUCAAUACUAGCAAAUUGCCCAAGGGCAAGAUUCCCUAUGUCGACGUCACCCUCGACGGCAACACAACAUCUCCGACUCGACGUUCAUCAUCCGCCACCUCAUCGACAUAUGCGGCGUCGCAGACCCCGAGACACAUCUCACCACCGUGCAGCGUGCGGACUCGAGGACGUGGUAGGCCUGGCUGGAAGAGCUCAUCUACCCGUCCAUCGUCACCGAGCGCUUAAUUCCUGACGAGAACUACGCCAUCACUAUAGCUGAGACCUUUGGCUCUCUUCCGUUGCCGAUGCGCACCAUCCUCGCCUGGUUCAUCCGCCGGCGCGUCAAGGCGGAGCGAAACGGGAUCGUCGCCGAGUUCGUCCGCUCGAGGCGAGGCUGAGUGCGAGCGGCGGUCCGUUCUUCCACGGGGAAACGAUGUCGAUGUUCGAUAUCACAGCUGCGAGCUUCAUCGCGAACAGUCUCGGAACGACGGGGAACCCCUACUUCGCAGGGCUGGUGCUCAAGAGCUCGGCACUUGUGUCACAUGCGCGCAGGAUCAACGGCGAGCUGUUCCCGGAGUUCGAAGGCGUGUUGAACAUUCUUGACGAUGCGCAGAGCGAAUUGCAGAAGAAGGCUGUGUGGUCGGCGAAGGAAGCGGGCGGGAUGAUGUCAACCUUCGUACUCUCGUGCUCAAAUUUUCUCCGCAAUCUUGAGUAGCUGAGGAUCCUGAAACCCUCAUAUGCCUUGCACUAUAGGAUACGAUCAUGUUGC